Messenger RNA from Quercus lobata, 804 nucleotides. Its product is annotated as (-)-isopiperitenol/(-)-carveol dehydrogenase, mitochondrial-like. The record is from RefSeq and is a predicted model, not a curated record. NCBI's taxonomy places the organism in Eukaryota, Viridiplantae, Streptophyta, Magnoliopsida, Fagales, Fagaceae. The coding region runs from base 1 to 804 and encodes 267 amino acids. Gene Ontology annotation, molecular function: oxidoreductase activity. The transcript has a single exon.
AUGACAGACUCCACAGGCCCAGCUCCAAAGAGCAAGCUCCAAGGCAAGGUGGCUAUAAUCACUGGCGGAGCAAGCGGCAUGGGCGAGGCCACGGCGCGCCACUUUGCCACUCACGGCGCAAGAGCCAUCGUCAUCGCCGACGUCCAAGACGAGAAGGGCCAAAACGUCGCUGCAUCUAUCGGCCCCAACAUAUGCACCUAUGUCCACUGCGAUGUCAGCGACGAGGAACAGGUGAAAACAUUGGUAGACUCCACAGUCAAUACGUACGGACGCGUCGACAUCAUGUUUAGUAACGCGGGCAUGGCUCGAGCGACCCACACGUGCGAUCAGACCGUGUUGGACGUAGACUUGUCGGCUUACGACAAGCUCAUGUCGGUGAACGCGCGUGGGAUGGUGGCGUGCGUGAAGCACGCGGCGAAAGCGAUGGUGGAAGGGCGCGUGAGGGGUAGCAUAAUUUGCACAGCAAGCAUGGCGGCGAGUAUGGGUACGGACAGGUUUGUCGACUACGUGAUGUCAAAGCAUGCAGUGUUGGGGUUGGUGAGGUCUGCGAGCUUGCAAGUGGGUUCAUAUGGGAUACGCGUGAAUUGUAUUUCACCCGGGGCAGUUGGGACGCCAUUGCUGAAGGAGAUGUUGGGGUUUGAAAAUGAUGAGGAGGUAGAUAAGGUGGUAGAGUUGAGUUCGAACUUGAAAGGUGGGGUGUUGAGGCCCAAAAAUGUGGCAGACGCUGUGGUGUUUCUUGCUUCUGAAGAUUCCCAAUUUGUCACUGGCCAUAAUUUGGUGGUAGAUGCUGGGUUUAGAGUCUAG